Molecule: messenger RNA, 336 nt
Organism: Arabidopsis thaliana (thale cress)
Lineage: Eukaryota; Viridiplantae; Streptophyta; Magnoliopsida; Brassicales; Brassicaceae
Product: ECA1 gametogenesis related family protein
Exons: 1
Coding region: 1-336 (111 amino acids)
Source: RefSeq, marked reviewed
AUGAGUGAGAAUAUGCAAAGAGUGUGUGUGUCUAUCUUAACAGUGAUGGUUUUGAUGCUAUCAAUUUCUAAAGUUACGAAAGGUAAUAAUGAUCAUGCGCCGGCUCCAAUGUCAGAGAAAGGGUUGCUGCCAAAUCCAAUAUCAUGUGUAGCGGACGCAAGAAAAAUUCCAGAUUGUGUAGAGGCAAUAAAACAGGGCCAUUUGAAAAUUAUAAAAAAAGAAUGUUGUAUCAUUCUACUCAGUCUUCCCGAAGAUUGUUUUGGGAUUUUAUUUCCUAUACGUUUCUACUAUCGUAUCAUACUUAAGAUUACAUGCAAAUUAAUUGGCAUCUUUUAA